GUAGGUUUCACUAGUGUCCCUAGAAUACAGAGUCUGGCCAUUCGGGCCGGAUUCCCUCAAAAUGGCGUAUGUAUGUCAUGAGUGAACAGCGGAAGCUUCCUAGUUGUUUCGUAGUGGUUUUGACUAAAACAGAUAUCAAGAGAGAUACAUAUAAUGCCUUCCUGCUGUGUAAGAAAAUGUUCCAACUCUUCGAAAAAGGGUUUUUCUAUGCAUCGCUUUCCACAAAAUAUGGAGCGAAAGAAGCAAUGGAUUGCGAAUAUUGGUAGGGAUUUCGACCUGUCCAAAAUAUAUUUUAUCUGCGAGGCACAUUUUCCAGCUGAGAUGUGGGAAAAGCCUCGUAGUGAUGGCAAAAAGAAAUUAAAAGAGAUAGCAGUUCCAACGAUUUUUUUGGACAACGGAUGUAGUCAAAAUAAAAAUGGUGCAACCUCUGUACGUGCAAAUGACAUUGGUUCUGCUUCUUUACAUACUGAAGAUCAUAUUACCAAUAUUAACAAUAUAAAUAAUGAAAAUUUCACCUGUAAUUCUAUCGACAACGUAAUAGAAUCGACAACGGACAAUAUUAAUGACAUCGAGAAAAUUAUGGAACAAUCAAAAGAGAUGAAAUUAAAACUUCAGCAAGCAAAUUUAAUUAUCAAUAAAUUAGAUAAGUCAAAGAGGAUGCUCAUAAAGCGUGUAAAACGACUGAUGUACAGUAAUAGAAAAUUAACGGAAGAGAAUCAUAUCCUGAAAAAUAUCAAGAACAAUAAGAAAAUACUUAAUGAUGAUCAAAUUAAAGUUCUCCAUAAACAGUCUGCACGAGGUUGCAAAUGGUCAAACGCUACAAUCAGAAAAGCACUAAAAUUAAAAUUGUCAUGUGGUAAUGGCGGUUAUGAGGAAUUAUUGAAUCAGGGCAUUCCUUUACCAGCGCAACGAACACUUCGAAGAAAAUCCGUUUUGAUUUUCAGCCUGGCAUUUGUGAACAAGUAUUUGACAUCAUAAAACAACGAGUUGCUGAAUUUACGGAUGAUCGAGAAAGAGAUUGCGUGCUGGCGGUAAAAUUAUAAAGCGUUUUAUUAUGUAUAGAAUGCGUAUAUCGUGUAAACGAAGAGGAUUACAAACUCGACAAUACAGUAGUAAAACUAUGGCAAUGUAUCAUAGUGUUAAGUAAUAUGUUAUGUUUAUAAGUUGUGUUUAUAAGAAAUACAUAGUUGUGUUCAUAAAA
Molecule: messenger RNA, 1201 nt
Organism: Odontomachus brunneus
Lineage: Eukaryota; Metazoa; Arthropoda; Insecta; Hymenoptera; Formicidae
Exons: 4
Coding region: 154-978 (274 amino acids)
Source: RefSeq, a predicted model, not a curated record